Molecule: messenger RNA, 2307 nt
Organism: Mycena indigotica
Lineage: Eukaryota; Fungi; Basidiomycota; Agaricomycetes; Agaricales; Mycenaceae
Exons: 2
Coding region: 1-2307 (768 amino acids)
Source: RefSeq, a predicted model, not a curated record
AUGGUUGCAACAAUACUCUUGACACUCAUAUCGACUCUCGCCGCUCUCUCGCCUUCCGUUGCAAUUGUCCCCGAGCCCGCCUGGAAUGGUCACACGACACCAGACUCCGUAACUCCUGCCACCUUCACACCAUACUAUGUCCCACCUGGAGCAAAGUCCUACGACUCAAGCUCUCCUCUCAUUCAUUACUCAAAAGGCUGGCAAGAAGUCUUCUCAUCAGCUCACGUCGGCAACUCUUUCCGUCAAGCGAACCAACUCGGCGCUUACCUCUUGUUCACGUUCUCUGGCACCGGUAUCGAAGCGUUUGGACCAUGCGACGAGCUUCAGGGAAUGGCAGCCGUGUAUAUCGACGGGAAACUUGUCCGUAUGGUCAACGGAGCAUGUCCAAACACCAGACGACUAGUGCAACAACGCCUGUUUUGGGUCUUCGACUUAUCGCCCGGAAAACACACCAUCAAGCUCGUCAACGCUGCUGUCCGUGCCGGAUCCAACCACGCAACUUUGAGCUUUGACGCUUUUGUCGUUACUCUUGGCCAAGCACCAACCGCCCGUGAACUGAGUCGUGACUCGCUUCCUCCGGCCACACUCCAAACCAAAUCGUGGGCUUUGGAACAGAAAGGGUCAACCGGAGUCAACGCGAUGCAACUUGUGGUGAUAUCUCCUAGCCACGCGCUUAUUGUCGACAAGGUCGAGCACAACCCGUUGACUAUCGAUGGCCAUCCUGCUUGGGCAGCAUUGUACAAUCUCGAGAACCACAGCGUCACUCCCUUGUCUCUCAAGUCCAAUUCCUUCUGCGCUGGCGGUACUUUCCUCAGUAACGGUACUCUGAUCAAUGUCGGAGGCAACCCGGUUGUCGAAGACAAGACGUCGGCUGCUGAUUUUGGCGAUGUGAACGGGCUUCAAGCGAUUCGCAUUUUCCAACCAUGUAUUUCUCAAUCUGUCGAAGGCUGCGCUAUCUACGAAAAUCCUCAACGAAUUCGAAUGGCUUCUCCUCGUUGGUACAGUACUGUGCUGCGAAUCGACGACGGCAGUGCGAUGAUAAUCGGUGGCUCUAAGAAGGGAGGCUGGAUCAAUAAUGCGACCACAAACAAUCCUACAAUCGAGUACUACCCUCCCAAAUCAAUUCACGGCUCCAAGGGUUUGCCGAUUGCGUUCCCGUUUUUAGAAGACACGCUCAAUGCCAAUCUGUUUCCUAUCGCCUUCGCCCUUCCUGAUGGCACCAUUUUCGUGGCCGCCAACACACAAGCUAUGAUAUACGAUUGGUCAAAAAACUCGGCGCACCACCUUCCUCCAAUCCCCAACGGCAUUCGAGUCACAUAUCCUAUGGCGGCAACUGCUGUGCUUCUCCCAUUAUCUCCUCAAAAUCACUACACGCCUGAAGUCCUCAUAUGUGGGGGUUCAAAUGUCGACGAUCGGAAACCAGGCUACGAAAUAUCCUCCCAAAACCCUGCCUCAGCGCAAUGCAUCAGAAUGGUCUUGAACGAUGAAGGAAUCAGCCGAGGAUGGGAAGUGGAGUCGAUGCCUGAAGCUCGUUUGAUGCCUGACGCAGUUCUCCUGCCCACUGGACAAGUUGUCAUUGUCAAUGGCGCUGGUACGGGUAUCUCUGGCUAUGGCAAUGUUCGUAAUCAAGUUGGCCAAUCGAACGCGGACCAUCCGGUGUUGACGCCUGUCCUCUACGAUCCAUCCGCCCCCCACGGGUCUCGUUUUUCGCGCUCAGGAAUGCCUACCAGCAAUAUACCUCGGUUGUAUCACAGUGUUGCAACCUUGACCCCUCGGGGCGAUGUUAUGAUCGCUGGUAGCAACCCCAAUCUGGACCGGAGCGAACUCAAGUAUGGAACGGAGUAUCGAGUCGAAUGGUUACGGCCCCCAUACAUGUCCAUGGCUCGUCCUCAGAUCGUCAAAGGGCCAAAGCAGGUUCUUUUCGGUCAAACGGUAGAAUUAACCGUCGGGCUAGCGACAAAGUCCUCUUCUAAAAUCAAAGUCGCAUUAAUGGACUUUGGCUUUGUCACACACGCAGUCCACGCCAACUCCCGGCUGGUUUAUCUUGAUUUCAAACUUCCGGAGGACGGUGACCGGCUUAGUAUUGUUGGCCCGCCUAGCGGAAAAGUCUAUCCGCCUGGCCCUGGUUGGAUCCAUAUUGUGGUUGAUGGUGUCCCCAGCGAGGCCCUGCAUGUAAUGAUUGGCGAUGGCAAGGAUCCACAAGUGGAUGAUGCCGCUUUGAAAAAGUGCGGUGUCUCCUUCUCGUAUUGUGGUACUUUUGCUGACGAUGAUUCACAGUGUACUGGAGAACACAAGCACAAAUCCUAA